AUGGAGUUCUGGUUGGACUGGCUUAUGGCAGAGGAGGAGCAUGCUAAGAUGGUGAAGAGGGUGAAGGGAAAGCAGAAAGAGAGGGUGAAGAUGAAGUGCACAAUCUGCAUAGAAAAAAUGGAGGCCUUGAGAAAAGCAGCAGAGAAGCAAAGAGAGCAGGAAAGAUUGGCUCAGAAGAAGACCAAGAAAGAGCAGAAAAGGCUGAGGGCAGAGAAAGAUGCAUGGAGGUUGGUAGAGGCUGAAAAAAUAGAGAGAAUAGAGAGCUGCAGAGGUGGAGAAACUCUGGUGGAGAGUAUGGAUUAUCUUCACAGGAGGAUGCUGGUUGAAAUGAGAUUGGAUCCAGCUGGACCUGAGACACAUUUGGUGAAGGCUCCUCAAAUUGAGGCAGAAUAUGAGGGUGAAGAAACUGAUAGUGAUACUGAGGAUGGGACCAGAGCCAGUCCCAGGAAAAGAGUGAGGUUGAAUGUGGUAGUGCCAGUGGAGAAUGAGAGAAAAACUACUGCUGGAUGCAGUCAAACUUAUGCAUGCUGUAAGGUCAAGAAGGCAGUGUGCUCAUUUAACCAGGAAAGCAGUGCUAGCAGAGUUGUGGGAAAUGUGAAGAUCACUACUGCUCUUUAGAAAAUAAAUAGCAAUAUGAAGAAGUUAUAGAGCCAAAUAGACAAACUCAUGAAAGAGGUAAUGAGUUAGAUAGACAAUGUUAGGCUUCCACUAACACUUACAAAUCUCUAGCACUGCUUUCAUCAGGG
Guyanagaster necrorhizus is the source of this 746-nucleotide messenger RNA. RefSeq lists its product as uncharacterized. Lineage: Eukaryota; Fungi; Basidiomycota; Agaricomycetes; Agaricales; Physalacriaceae. The record is from RefSeq and is a predicted model, not a curated record. Bases 1 to 618 code for a protein of 205 amino acids. The transcript has 5 exons.